Aspergillus calidoustus is the source of this 1515-nucleotide messenger RNA. The record is from the annotation of a GenBank genome assembly. NCBI's taxonomy places the organism in Eukaryota, Fungi, Ascomycota, Eurotiomycetes, Eurotiales, Aspergillaceae.
AUGACACAUACCUCAAUUCUCUACCAAAAUCAUGUUUCAACAAUUUUCCUAAUCGACGUUCCCACCUCAAUCGCCCUCGCACAGUCUCUCCCUAAACAAGCCCCUUCAAAGAAGAGUCUCCUCUCCUCACCCGCUUUAGAGACCCCGUACCCGCCAUCAACAGAACCUAAGACUGCUACUGCGCGGGCGCGGGUGCUUGAGCGCAUACCGCACUCGGAGAGGGAGGUUGCAGCUGCUAUCGAGCCGGUGGUUCUGGGGGCAUUGGCUGAGAUUCGGAGUGGGUUUCAGAGUAGGGUAAAGUGGUGUUUUGAGAGGUGCUUGAUUGGAGAUGGCGAUGCAGAUGGGCAUGAACACGAGAAUAGGAAUAUGGCUUCUAUUGAGAGAGGUGGCGGUGGCGUGACGCUUGGGAAGAGAAGGAGGAAGGGCGAGGCUGAAUAUCACCAAGAUAACCAAUCGACCUCUGAUGGCCCUGGCAUACAACCUCUUGAAUUGGAGCAACCGGUAGAGUCUAUGCCUACCAACCAACCACCCCUUAUCCUCUCCCCAGGCCUGAACAGAUUUACAUCCGGGGCCGAACUACGCAAUCACAUCGUCAAAAAUACAUCCCCCUCAACCGCCACAGUCUCAAUACAUCCACAAAAAAAUAACCCAUCCAACAUCCUCGCUGCAAGAGACCGACAGAUUAAAGUUCAAAAUCAACACCGCACAUACACAAUCCCGCCACUAUCCACCUUCCUCAUAUGCAAUCUCCCCAUCUCAACCCCACCAACGAGGGAAACUAAGCACAACCCCAUCCCGAGCCUCGACCCUAACCAAAAAUUCAACCUCAUCCUCCUCGACCCACCAUGGAGCAAUAGGUCUGUCCGGCGAAGCGGCCAUUACGAGACGCAGUCGUAUUCGCAUUUUGAGCUGCUGACGGAGUGGGUUUGUAAUCUACUACGGGUGCAUUCGUUCUCGACUCCUCCUUCUGUCACUAUUGAAAGCGGAGAAGGGGAAGUGGCAAGUGAGAGGGAAGAUAGUUCGAGAUCCGACACAUGCAUUGCUGCAAUCUGGAUAACAAACUCCGCAAAAGCACGACGGACAGCUUACGAUUCUCUCACACGUGCAGGAUUCGCAAUUAUCGAGGAGUGGGUGUGGAUCAAGACGACUGUGUACGGGGAGCCUGUUACGCCCGUUGAGGGGCUGUGGAGGAAGCCGUAUGAGGUUCUUGUUGUUGGGGUGAAGAAGGAGAACGAAGAGAAGGAGAGUGAGGAAGAUACUACUCGGAGUAUACGAAGAAGAGUCAUUGCUGGUGUUCCAGAUGUGCAUUCGAGGAAGCCGAAUUUGAGGGAGGUUUUUGAGAGGGUUUUCUUUCCGUCUCCGUCUUCGUCUGCCUCGGGUUGUGCUGAUGCUGGAAGAAUGAGGUAUGAGGCUUUGGAGGUAUUCGCCCGCAAUCUUACUGCUGGGUGGUGGGCUUGUGGGGAUGAGGUGCUCAAGUUUAAUGAUGGGGAGUGCUGGGUUGAUGUUGAUGCUUGA